AUUCCAAUAGACUUUGUUGGUAGGGUAUAAAAAGAACGCCGGUGUGAUUUCGCUACAGAACGCUCAGAAUGGCUCAAGUUAAUACAGUGUGGAUUUUAUUCGGCUUAUUCAUCCAGAUUCAGCUUCUGGCUGCUGGAAAAAUUGACGCAGACGAUAAUAAAGUAAAACUAGCCACAACAGACAGCUCAGACAAUGGAGAUGCGAGUGUGGAGUCACAACAAGCAGAUGUUAGCAGUGAAGUAGGUGACGAUGACAUCGAAAAGAGGGGUAUAGGAAAGUGGAAAAACAUCAUGUGGUCACAAAGUCAAGGUAAAAGGAAUCUCGGACGAUGGAAAAACAGAAAUUGGCGGGAUAUGCAAAGUUACGGCUUACAGGGGCGAAGUGGAGGUAACUAUGGACAUUUCCUGAGUAAACGAUUUUCUGGCGACAGCGAUGGUAUGAAGAUAAGUGAAAACACAUACAAGGAGAUUCCUGAAUAUGGAAUAUUGAAUGGGGAUUUUAUUAUUCCAGAUUCCUACGCGUAUGAUGACGUGUACGGUGACGUAACAGACGCUGAUCCGGACUACAACAACGUCGACAAACGUCAUCGCUCAAGGUGGAACUUGAUCCAUAGAAAAUUAUCUCAACUUAACGCUGAUAAACGCGAAGAUUCCUCUGACGAUGUGAAACGAAUGGCAAGUAGGUGGCGAAUUAUUCAAAACAAAUUAAAUCAGCUACACAGUAAAAACAACAAAAGAUUUGCAGGCCGAUGGAAGAAUCAGAACUGGCUUUUACAGCAAGCUAACAAAAAGUAAACAAAUUUAAUUCUGUCAGAUGUAUGUACAGUGAAUUUAAGACACUUGACAAGACAAUUUCUAAUGUUGGCAAGACAUUAUAUUUUUGUUGUUUUUGGUCGGGAGUUAUUAGUUCGGCUUCAGAAUAUAAAACAUUUUUCAAGCAAAUAUUUUUAAAAGAACAUGUAUUAAUUAGAUCUAAUUUAUAACUGUAGGAAAAGACUAUACAUUUAUUUUGGUAAAGUGGUGUUUAACGUACACUGUACAUGUUUGUUUACAUAAUAUGAAUGUUUGUAAACAGAAUGAAAUAUAUUUGUUAUUAUGUUCUACCAUAAAGCAUCAGGUACCAUCGACUGGCUCAAAUUUACACGUGCAGACGACAACAGUGUUGUCUAUAUUACAUUGUUAGUAUGACGUCAGGGUGGUGACGUCAAUUAAACAAGCACAGAAACACGUCAAUUUUAUGAAUAUACAUGAAAAUACUUGCAGUUUGAACAAGAAACACCGGCUGCAAUACGACAAAAGAAAACAAAACUUCUUAAGAUUCGAAAAUAAGCACGUGACUCUGAUAAGUAGACUUUGCAUCGAUUUAAUACCUGUAAUCCAAAUAAAAAAACAUUAUGUUCGAUAGAUACAAUAUUCAAUACAUUGACACAUAUAAGACUGAAAAUUAAAUAAAUACACC
Messenger RNA from Ruditapes philippinarum (Manila clam), 1458 nucleotides. RefSeq lists its product as uncharacterized. NCBI's taxonomy places the organism in Eukaryota, Metazoa, Mollusca, Bivalvia, Venerida, Veneridae. Bases 69 to 794 code for a protein of 241 amino acids. The record is from RefSeq and is a predicted model, not a curated record. The transcript has 2 exons.